AUGUCAAAGGGUGCAACACAUACCGGGCAAUCUGGAUGCUGUAGCGUCUACGUUGCCAAUAUACCCCCUUCCGUUGAUAGUGGGCAGUUGCGAAAGUUUUUUUCACAUGUCGGAACAGUUCUGCACGUAAAGCUUCUUCUUGACAUUGCAACUGGAGUGUCACGCGGUGUGGCUUUCUUGAUGUUUGAAAGUAUUGAUGUGGCAAACAGGGCAGUUCAGUUGAUGAACGGAGCUGUUAUGGACAACAGUGUUUUGCAAGUUCGACUCUCUGAAAAAAGUUCAGUGCACUCAUGUCUGGAUUCACAUGUGAACUCUAAUAUUGUUUACAUACGUAAUGUUCCUCAAGACAUAAGGCCGGAGAUGGUGCAGCGAUACUGUGAAAACUAUUUUGGGCCAGUGGAAAACGUGUCGUUUCAUCCACAGUCGCAUUUUUUUGGAGGACCAUCGCCCUGUAAUAUGGUAUUUGUGCACUUUUCGUCUAUAACUGAUGCGUGCAAGUGUGUGGAGGGAAUGGAUGGAAAGGCUCCUUUUCCGUUUCCAUACCAUCCUCAUCCGUUUACUGUCGCAAAGAUGAUUGAGGAUGUGAAUGUUGAAAAAAGAAAGUCUAUAAUUCUUCGUGAAAGAAGACCGAUACUUUCCACUGGGCAGCUACAGGGUGCAAUCCAAGCACCCGGAACUUCACCACAACUGUCAUACAUUAAUCCAAUAAAUGCAAAACCAGUGUUUUUUGAUACCCCCCCUCAACUUGUUCAACCAACUCUACCAGUUUCUCCGAUAGUAUUGUAUCAAAGUAAUGAAAGUUUUAUCACAGUACUACCCACACAGUUGAUGUCUCCUGAGACGCAUUUUUUGCCCCAACCUUGCGUCUCUAAUGCGUGUGAUGCGAAACAAAUUUUUCUUUUUUCCAUUUAG
Molecule: messenger RNA, 912 nt
Organism: Trypanosoma theileri
Lineage: Eukaryota; Euglenozoa; Kinetoplastea; Trypanosomatida; Trypanosomatidae
Product: RNA-binding protein
Exons: 1
Coding region: 1-912 (303 amino acids)
Cellular component (GO): ribonucleoprotein complex
Molecular function (GO): RNA binding
Source: RefSeq, a predicted model, not a curated record